AUGGGAGCCCAAGCAGAGCAACACCCUAUUUCACUCGUGGCUUUUCCCUUGGCGUCCAACAGUGCUCAGCAUGCGCACACAGUUCACAUAUUCCUGUUGGCCGAUGAUUCUGAACGGGGAAGUGGUGGAGGACGUUCUCGGUCAACUGCAUCGCAAUGUGUAGGGGACUGUGUGGAGAAGGAAUAUCCCAACCGGGGUAAUACCUGUCUGGAGAAUGGAUCUUUCUUACUGAACUUUACAGGCUGUGCAGUGUGCAGUAAGUGGGAUUUUAUGCUGAUCACAAACAAAUCCCUAAAAGAGGAAGAUGGAGAAGAAACAGUCACCUAUGAUCAUCUGUGUAAGAACUGUCAUCAUGCAGUGGCCGGGCAUGAGUAUACAUUCAGUACCGUGGAUGAAUUCCAGGAGUAUACCAUGCUGUGUCUGUUAUGUGGCAUAGCUGAAGAUACUGUCAGUAUUCUCCCUGAUGACCCUCAGCAAAUGACUCUGCUAUUCUAA
This is a messenger RNA of Fukomys damarensis (Damara mole-rat), 495 nucleotides long. Its product is annotated as protein Churchill-like. Lineage: Eukaryota; Metazoa; Chordata; Mammalia; Rodentia; Bathyergidae. The transcript is spliced from 2 exons. The record is from RefSeq and is a predicted model, not a curated record. Gene Ontology annotation, molecular function: zinc ion binding. Bases 1 to 495 code for a protein of 164 amino acids. Gene Ontology annotation, biological process: fibroblast growth factor receptor signaling pathway; multicellular organism development; positive regulation of DNA-templated transcription.